AUGCCUAACAAUAUAGUUUCUGAUAGAAAUAAGGUGUUUACUAGCAUGUUUUGGAAAGGAUUAUUCAAGUUGUUGGGAACUGAACUCAAAUUAUCUACAUCUUACCAUCCUCAAACAGAUGGACAAUCAGAGGUGUACAAUACUAGCCACCAUACUUCUAUCCAAACUACACCUUAUGAAGUGGCGUAUGGCCAACCAGUUCCAACACUUAUGCCAUAUCUACUUGAUGACUCUAAGGUAGGUGCUAUUGAUCGAAGUUUACAAGCUAGGGAAACAACUAUCCAACUUCUGAAGUUUCCUUUCAACAGGGCGCGGAAUAGGAUGAAACAACAAGCAGAGAAGCACAAGCAGUUAUCAAUGGUCAAUAGGCCAUGUUUGAAGCUGGCAGCCAGGUUUUUUGGUCUUUACAAGGUGUUGGACAAGGUUGGUUUUAUGGCUUACAGGUUAAAGUUGCCAGAGAGAGCUAAAGUCCAUCUAUUGUUCCAUGUAUCGCUGCCGAAGAAGAAUGUGGGUAACGAGCCUGCAAAAUUCGAUUUUCUUCCAUUGGACAGAGAUGGGACAAUAGCUAAGGAACCUAUCCAGAUAUUAGACAGAAGAAUGAAUAAGAAAAGGGGUAAGCUCGAGGUACCGGUUUAG
Messenger RNA from Durio zibethinus, 636 nucleotides. NCBI's taxonomy places the organism in Eukaryota, Viridiplantae, Streptophyta, Magnoliopsida, Malvales, Malvaceae. The record is from RefSeq and is a predicted model, not a curated record.